GCUGAGUGUUGUUUGUUCGUGCGACUAAAUAAUGUAUGUAUAUGCACCUUAAUCAGCUCACCUUUGUUUGUGGGGAAAGUGUCACUCCAUGCACUAAAAAAACUUAUCUUUAAACAGAAUACACAUAAUAUAUGAGAUACUGUCUAUCAUACACAAGAUUAACCAGCAAAAUUGAGACAUUAAGCUUCUUUGAAUUCCACCCCAUAUGGAAAUAAAAGGAACUGAUCAAGAGGCUGAUAAACUAGCUAAAUUGGCAACAAACAAAAAACAACCCCUAAAGUUACCUCCUUAACCAUAUGUGUUCCACCAGCAGAGAGGAAGAUGGCCAUAAUGGCAUAAAACAACCAGCCAGCAGCAGUUUGUCCUCAUGUAGUAGGUUAUAUAUAAGCUUCAUCAGCAUAUCGCAUAAUACGAAAAUAUCAAGGCGGUACCAUUAUAUAGUCGAUCGGGUUGCUCUAAGGCAUGGUUAAGCGUAUUCUUUGAUAGUAGGAAGAUUUACAGAAGAAGAAAAAAAAAAAAAAAAAAAAAAAUCCUAAAUGACCAGGAGCAGUAAAACAUGGGCAGCAAAGGGAGGCUAUGAUGUGCUCGGCCAGUAGUUUCCCUUGAAUUUAGGUACACGGCGCCAUUUUUGAAGGUACUUGCACACACAUUUGCAGGUGUUCGAAACAUUUUACCAUAUAACGAAGAUAUCAACGAUUUCACCUGAUGAUGACACUAUGUGUGGCCACAGUCAUAUAAUAAGUGCAUGUCCACAUUUAACAAAGUGUCUUCUCAGAUAAGAUUUCAGUAGAGGAUGGAAACUUCAGUCAAUGAAUCUAUAUGCACCUCUUCAGACACAGGAGAGAUCGUCUUAUCUCCAAUACCAUUAGACAUCUUAAAAGAUGUAGUGGCAUAUGUUGAAGUUCGCACAGCAAAUGACAAUCGCAGUGCAUCAAUCCAGAAAGUUCUAGAACGCCUGGGAGCUCGUGUGGAGCAAAAUUUUACAGAUGAGGUCACACAUGUUAUCUUCAAAGAGGGCAAGAAACGAACCUAUGAUAGAGCCAUAAAGAGAAAAGUACAUCUUGUUUCUGUCCUAUGGGUUGAGCGAUGCAGAGAGCAGGGUCAGCAUGUACCAGAGGAAGGUUUUGUGGCCAACACAGAAAAAUACCUUUCAUCACCUCUUCCUGGUGUUCGAUGGAAGAAGUAUAAGUCAAUGCAGCCUCGAGACUUCAAUGAUGAAAUGACACGGAGUGCAGAAAGUGUAGAGAGACGUCACAAGCGAAUGGCUCGUGCUAAUACAUUCUUUGUCAAUGAUACAGUCACACCUGACCGGUCUUCUGAUGGUUUUAGUGGAAGACACACAACCACGAUUACCAGUGGUGAGCAGCCUCUUACUGCAGUCACCUGGAGCACCACAAUCCCUGUCACUCCGCCCAGUCUGCAGGAACGCAUCCUGCAGCUGCAGAAGGAGAAAGAAGCAAAGAAAAAUGGCAUCUGUUCAUCUCCUGUGUCCUUCAGAUCAGCUCCAGAAACACCUCUUCAAAGAAAGCUGUUCACAGCAGAUGAUGAGGAUAUAUCAGAGGAGCUUGUUAGACAAAGGACUAGUGCAGUCUUGCAGGAGAAACCACAUCUUGAGAGCACUGAAAAUGAAGAAGAGAAGUAUUUGAAAGCUACACAAAUAAUUUCACCAGAUGGCAAGGACAUUAACAAAAAUAGUAUGAUUUCUAGAAACAAGAAACUUCACAAAGCUUCUCAGCUAGACUCUGAAGGUAGCCCUGUAUAUGACAAUCAGAUAAACCACAAAAGGCGCAGCAUGCGGUUAUCAAAUAAGUUUUUCACAAGAUUGAAUUUAGAAGGCAACAACGAUUAUACAAAAGCAUGCCACAAAGAAUCACUAAAGGAGGGGAGGCAACUUGAUGGAAAAGGAGUAGCCUCGGUAAAUGAGGAUUGUGGCUAUGGGUCUUGUUCAGAACCUGCAGACAAAUUUCAGCAAGACUCAGCAGACAGGCUUCACUUGAACUCGACAGACAAGCUUCAGCUGGGCUUGGCAGACAAACCCCUAUCAGACUCAGCAGACGAAGCUUCUCUAGAUCAUAAAUUUAAGCCAGACUGUCGUAGUACAAGGUUAUCCAGUUGUGGAAACAUUCUUGCUGUAACAGCUACUUCCCAGCCAGAUAAAACAGCCAACUUGAUAGAUUCUAGUGCAGAAUGCAGAAGGGAUCAGGACGCUGAUCCAGGGACUGCAUCCAAGGUCCAGAUACAAGGCCAAACCAAAGUCCAUGGUGCAGAAAGGAGGCGUUCAAGACGUAGCCUAGCCACAAGCUUGUCCACAACUGGAGCUGCAGCUGGUGCUGGUAACAUCUCAGGUAGGUCACUUUCAGGUCAGCAGCUAGCUUCAGGCAGGUCUGUCCCUUUCAUGAUGGAUGAGGACAUGAGCAAAGACUGUAUUGUUAGCUUAAGUGAAAAAUGUGUAACUGAGAUGCCAUCUGACUCAAGUUCCAUGACUUCCACAAAGAAGAUGCCAAUAGAAUCUGUGGUGACAACGGGACGAAAAAGAAAACUUCAUAACCUUAACCAGGAAAUGGAGUUUUUCAUCCAGACACCUGACAGUCCACGUAAAUGCAAAUUGUCUGAAAAGCAGAGCGAAAUAGAGCAACAAACAGAGUCAGGGCAGAUUGAUGACAUUUUACUAGAUACUCAUCAACCAGUCAAAAAAGGUAGAAGGAGCUUGUGUAAGACAAAAGAAAACAAAGGGAAAAUAAAUUCUCGAUCAAAGAAAAAAUCAUUGACUUCAGAUUCAGACAGUGAAGAAAAGCCAGCUUUUAGAAAGAGUCAGCCAAAACGAAUGCGUAGAAGCCGUGGCAGUCAAAGCACUAGUGACAGUGUGCUGGGGGGGUUGCCGAACAAUAGCCUGCUGGGUGCUUCGAUGUCCAUGGCUGUCGAUGACACUUUGACCUCUCCAUCUUUCGUGAACCAACAGGAGCAUUCCAAGCCACGGGCCAGCAUUGAGGAGUUUCAAACUUCAUUAAAAUGCAAGCAGAGCAGCCGCUUGAAAAGGCAGGUGUCUCUUUCUAGUGUGUCAGAGAGUGCCGAUACAUCUGGGGAGGAAAAGAAACAAACUUCAAGCCAGCAGUAUUCCAAACAGUUUGGGAAGAAGUCUUCUAUUGUGAUGACCAGUUUACACAGGCAGGAGCAAGAGCUGGUUAUAUCUGCUGUGAAAAGACUUGGUGGGUUUGUUUUGGAAAACAAUGUUUCACGUCACACGACUCACCUAAUAUGUGGUGAACCACGGCGUACCCUGAAUGUUCUGCAUGGUCUGGCAAGAGGCUGUUGGAUUCUAAGCAAAACAUGGGUAAUUCAAUCACUAGAAGCCGAAAAAUGGGUACCAGAAGAGACAUUCGAACUGAUAAAGGAAUUUCCGAAGUCUAAGGUUACACGGCUCGCUCGGCAACAAAUUUCAGAUGGAGAUUUUCAGUCAAAGCUGUUUGAUGGGAUUGGAAUUGUCUUUGUUUCUAAAUCUUGUACUCCUCCACGUAAUCAAGUGGCAGCUCUCUUGCGUCUUUGUGGUGCUAAGGUUACAGAAAAUGUUAGUCGAGCUGAGCUUCAUAUUGGUAAUGAAAGUACUGCAUGUAAAGUCAGCAUAAAACCUCUCUGGGUUUUGGACUGUAUAACACAGCAGCAGCUGCUAAAGUAUGAGGACUAUAUUGUGACAGGCGAUGACAGGCCUAAGAGGAGUAGCAGCCCAGAGUUUUGAUUCCCAUGGCUGACUUCAGUGCCUAAAUUUUAUGCAUGGCACACUUCACUGUAGGCUGGACAAAGUUAUGGAGCACAUUGUGUGUUUUGUGUGUGCCCAUAUUUGUUCAUGCACAUUUUGUUGAUUCAUUUCCAGGACAGGAACAUCUGAAGAUUUAACUUGUCAUCAGUAUAAAAACCACAGAUAAAACUGAUGAGAGUUGUGUGAUGCUGAUUGAUUUUUUAUGAUUUUUAUGAUAUUUUUAAAAUACUGAUGACAUGAAGUUAUCAAGCCAAUGCUCAUAAUUAUUAGAGUUAGGUUUUGGCAAUACUGUUGUUUUUAUUUUUAUUAUUGAGACCUCAUGAGUUUUGAGGGUGGUAUUCUGUCCAUACAUAAUUGUAUUAUAGUAAUUAUAUUGUAUUAUAGUAAUUGUAUACUAUAAGAACCAAUACAGUGAAGGUUGGCUGUCCUGGGUUCAGCUCUUAUCUCGGGCAAGCUGUUUUUCUUCUACAUGUGGCAUCUGUUUACAGGGCCUUGCUGUGAUACAGCUUUAGCAGCUUGCUGGGUGUAAAACUCAAUUCCUCCCCAUCACCUCCACUCCCAAGACUUAUUUGAAAGGAAAUAGGACAUCAUUUCUUAGACAUAAAUGUCAUUUUCACGGAUGUGUAUAGGUGGAUUGUUGUCUGUCUGCCGAAACCAAGCUCUUACGAAAUUCUCCACUGUUAGUCUCGUCGAGCCUAAACAAUGGAUAUGGCUGAACCGUAAACUUUGUACACACCUGCCUCGUUUUAGUAGUUAAUUGGAAAAAAUCAUCUGCAACUGAACAGCAGUUAGUGUUUUAAUUUAUUGAUAUUUUUCUCUUGUUAGAGUUUUCAGUUGUAGGCAGCAGAUAUUUUUGCAAGCAGCAUGAAAGGAUUUUAAAAUACCUGUGAUCAAAUCACUCUAUUUUUAAAAUUAAAACAAAACAAAAAAUAAACAAACUUUCCAAUCAUGCUAGACUUGUGAAAGAUAUUUUACUUAUAUAUAUAUUACCACUUUUUCCUCUCUGGCUGUGGCAAGGGAUUUGAUUUGGUGAAUCUCACUGAAGCCAACCUGUUACCUCCUACACAAAGUUAGUGUCGAGUGAGUUAGAGGUAAAUAGAAGUAUUAUUUCAGCUUUUUCAUUUAGUUCUGGCUCUGGUUUUGAAGAAGUUUUACCAGUUUAUGUGCCUGGCAUGUCCUUGUUCCAUCUGCUCUUCUAUUUAUAGUAUCUGUUAGCUUUUCUCAUUAGAUGAUUCAUCAUAUUUUCAAAGAAACUUUGUGUUCCAGUUUGUAGUCUUUCAACUAUCAGUGAAAGUAUACAGGUGUAAUUGAAACAAUGAAACCUUUUCACCUAGAAUGACCAGUAUUAUGUGUGCAGCAUUAAGUUCCAAGUCUUGACCUAUCUUUUAGGCUAGUUUUGCAUGUCUUUUUCCAUACAUUUCACAUACAGAGGGACAUUACCUUUGAUGGUCACCCAUGUCUUGACGCCAACUGUAUAACAACUGUUUAAACAUGCUUUUACAUCCAUCAGUCAAACCUAAUGUUUCCUUACUCCCUUCAAAAGAAAAGUGAGGUAGGAGUUGCUGUUGGCAUCCAUGAUGAAUUUGAAAAAUCAUCAUUGCACUUUGAGUUUUCAAACUUUCAUUGACUACCGAGCAAUAAAUGUUACACAUGCCUGCAAUUGUUAUUAGUCUAAUGUUCUUUUUCCUCAGUUGCACUGAAGUCAAAAGUUGAUGUCGUUUUUAUGCUGUAGCACAAGCUUAAAUAUUCUGACAUUAUACAAUGGUAUGGUAGCGGCCCUGUGGCGCAACGGUUAGCGCUGUUAGCGCCUGUCACCAAUACAGUGAAGGUUGGCUGCCCAGAGUUCAUUUCUCGUCUCGGCACGCGUUCUUUCUCUGCAUGCAUCUGUUUACAGGGCUGG
This is a messenger RNA of Pomacea canaliculata, 5654 nucleotides long. Its product is annotated as microcephalin-like. Lineage: Eukaryota; Metazoa; Mollusca; Gastropoda; Architaenioglossa; Ampullariidae. Gene Ontology annotation, biological process: mitotic cell cycle. The record is from RefSeq and is a predicted model, not a curated record.